UCUUACAUAUAUUAUUAAUACUAUAGUAGUUACCUACAUAGAUAUUUUAUUUUUUUGCAUUUCUAUAUUGUAUUUUGCAAAAUGUCAAAUAAUCGAUACGUAAGUAAUUCCUCGCGAGGAAUAUUUGACGACGAUGAUGAUGUAGACGACAAUGAAUUUUUGUCCCGUGUUCGACCUAACGUUAACUAUAGAAACGACCUUUUGGGUAAUCAUUUUGGCAAUCAAGAAUUAGAAAAUGCUCAUAGACAAAAACAGCAAGUUAUAGAAACAACAAGAGAUGUAGAACAAAGAACUUUACAGUCUACAGAAAGAACAUUACGUUUACUCAGAGAGUCUGAAAAUAUUGGUACUGCUACAGCUGAAGAAUUGGUUAGACAAAGAGAACAGUUACAAAAUACUGAUAAACGGCUUGAUGAAAUUAAUUCUAACUUACGUGUCAGCCAAAAACAUAUACAAGGAAUUAAAAGUAUUUUUGGAAGUUUUAAAAAUAUGCUUAGUGGUAAAUCAAACUUACCAUCUCGUAGUGUAUCAACUGAAGUCGAGCCAACAGCUCCAUUAACAAAUGAAGUUCGUAGAAGUACAUUAAGUGAAACCUUAAUGCAAGCAAAUUCUAAUAUUAGCUCUAUGGAUCAACAUCCUGGUUUAAGAAUCAGAGGAUUGGUAGAUAAUGAAUCAACUACACCAACUGAUGUACAAUCUAGUUUAGAUAACAAUUUGGAUGAAAUUCUUGGAUCAGUAACUCGAUUAAAAGGUUUAGCAUUGGGGCUUGGUGGAGAAAUUGAUUCUCAAAAUGAUUUAGUCGAAAACAUUAUUGGUAAAGCAGACAAAGCUGACAUAAAUAUGGAGCGCCAAAACAAAGAGAUAAAUCGUAUUUUAAAAAAAUAAUCAAUUAUAUUGUGUAACAUUCCUAUCACAUUAGAUAUAAUUUUAAAAUAAG
Melanaphis sacchari is the source of this 937-nucleotide messenger RNA. It is a transcript of the gene Snap29, whose product is annotated as synaptosomal-associated protein 29. The record is from RefSeq and is a predicted model, not a curated record. The coding region runs from base 82 to 885 and encodes 267 amino acids. Gene Ontology annotation, biological process: synaptic vesicle priming; synaptic vesicle fusion to presynaptic active zone membrane; exocytosis. Gene Ontology annotation, molecular function: SNAP receptor activity; syntaxin binding. NCBI's taxonomy places the organism in Eukaryota, Metazoa, Arthropoda, Insecta, Hemiptera, Aphididae. The transcript is spliced from 5 exons. Gene Ontology annotation, cellular component: plasma membrane; SNARE complex.